This is a messenger RNA of Cornus florida, 841 nucleotides long. Its product is annotated as protein mago nashi homolog 2. The record is from RefSeq and is a predicted model, not a curated record. The coding region runs from base 89 to 541 and encodes 150 amino acids. The transcript has 3 exons. Gene Ontology annotation, biological process: RNA splicing. Gene Ontology annotation, cellular component: nucleus; exon-exon junction complex. Lineage: Eukaryota; Viridiplantae; Streptophyta; Magnoliopsida; Cornales; Cornaceae.
ACGACGACACGGUUCUCAUUCUAAGCACUGGACAGCGAGCCCUGGAGAGCGAGACGGACUAGAGAGAGAAAGUAGAGAGAAGAUUGAGAUGGCAGGGGAAGAAGAUGGAGAGUUCUAUCUACGGUACUAUGUAGGGCACAAGGGGAAGUUUGGGCACGAGUUCUUGGAAUUCGAGUUCAGACCAGACGGCAAGCUUCGAUAUGCCAACAACUCCAACUACAAGAACGACACCAUGAUUCGCAAGGAGGUCUUCGUCACCCCUGCUGUUCUCCGCGAGUGUCGCCGCAUUAUUUCAGAAAGCGAGAUCAUGAAGGAAGAUGAUAACAACUGGCCAGAGCCUGAUCGUGUUGGGCGGCAAGAGCUUGAGAUUGUGAUGGGGAAUGAGCAUAUUUCCUUCACUACUUCAAAGAUUGGGUCACUCGUUGAUGUGCAAACCAGCAAGGAUCCUGAAGGACUUCGCAUCUUCUAUUAUCUUGUUCAGGACUUGAAGUGCUUUGUAUUCUCUCUCAUCUCACUCCAUUUCAAGAUCAAGCCGAUUUAGAUUUAGAAAGGAUGACAAUGUGUACUAAACAAUGUGGGUUCUAAGGAUUCUGUUUGCUUUGUAUUCUCUUAUGAUUUCUCUGGAUUUAAGAUCAAACUUUUGUAGCAAGGACGGAGAUGUUGCUACAGAUAUGGGGUUCAAGGGGGAUCCUGUUUGGUUAUGAGACAGUCCUUUUUUUUUUUUUGACCUUCUCUUUCAUAUAUGGGUGAUCCCAAGUUGAUUCGUUUACUUUAUAAAUCUUUGUUGGUACACAUUAAAGCAGUAACCAUCUACUUAGUUUGGUUUACUAUUAUUUCUCAA